AUGGCCAUAACCUUGUCACACGAAAUUGUUCGAUCCGAUUGCGGUCUUACGAAGGAUGACUGUCUGCCAUAGCCGCGCCUAAUCAAACUCAUAGCUAAUUAGUGGGACUUUCAUGGCCUAAAAAUAUUGCUAUUGAAUACACGAAGACCUCUAACAUACUUAAGGCGAUAUACGAUGCUAUAUCAACAUUGAGAGAGAUUAUGGAUACCGAAGACCAUAAUUAUUGCUUUUUGGACAUCCUCGAGAAUCUGGAGUGUAUUGAAGUCCCUGUGGGAAUUUUAAAGGUCAAGGAAUCGCGUGUGAAAGGCCCGUAA
Molecule: messenger RNA, 314 nt
Organism: Hymenoscyphus albidus
Lineage: Eukaryota; Fungi; Ascomycota; Leotiomycetes; Helotiales; Helotiaceae
Source: the annotation of a GenBank genome assembly